AUGCGGGGGGCUGUUGUGUCGCGUGCCAGAGAUCUGGCCUGCGACACUGGACCCAUCUCUCCUGGUCACACGGCAGCCCCUUGGGGAAACAGGAGGCGUUUGAUCUCCUCCGGAUUUAAGGCUCCCUAUCUCGCUGGCUCCUCCCUCCAUGGGCCUCCUGAUCCCCCACUCCCUGUGUGCGCCUCAGGACGCCUCCACGGAGAAGGGACGAAGCUGCCAGACUGGAGAAGGAAGACGCGGGAGAGUUUGCCGGAGACUGACGGGACUCGCAUAAGCCAGGACCUGGGAGGAGGCAGUUUGGCUAUGGACAUCCUCCCUGACAAUAAGACGCAGAUUGUGGAAGACAACCACCAGUACUACGUGUCACGGUUCUACGGGCCGGGGGAGACACGCACCAAGGAGCUCUGGGUUGACGUGGCGGAAGCCAACAGGAGCCAAGUGAAAAUCCAUGGGAUCCUCUCCAACACCCACAGGCAGGCCUCAAGAGUCAUCCUGUCCUUUGACUUCCCCUUCUAUGGCCACCACCUGAGGCAGAUCACCAUAGCAACAGGAGGUUUCAUCUUCACGGGGGACGUCAUUCACCACAUGCUCACGGCCACCCAGUACAUCGCGCCUCUGAUGGCCAACUUCAACCCCAGCUACUCCCGCAACUCCACCGUCAAGUACUUCGACAACGGGACGGUGUUUGUGGUGCAGUGGGACAAGGUCUAUCUGCAGGGGAAGGAGGACAUUGGCAGCUUUACGUUCCAGGCUGCUCUGCACAGUGACGGGAGAAUCGUCUUUGGGUACAAGGAGAUCCCCAUGUCGGUGCAGGAGAUCAGCGCCACGCAGCACCCCGUCAAAGCCGGCCUGUCCGACGCCUUCAUGCUCCUCAACUCUUCCCCUGUCGUUCCAGAGUCUCGCCGCAGGACGAUCUACGAGUACCACCGCGUGGAGCUGGACACCAGCAAGGUCGCCAGCGUGUCAGCCGUGGAAUUCACCCCCCUGCCCACCUGUCUCCAGCAUCAGAGCUGUGACGCAUGCAUGACCUCGGAGCGGACUUUCAACUGCAGCUGGUGCCAUGUCUUGCAGAGAUGCUCCAGUGGGUUUGACCGAUACCGUGAGGAGUGGCUGUCGCAUGGCUGUGGCCAGGAGUCAGACGAGAGGACCUGCGAGGACUGGGCAGACACUGAGAGUGAAUACUCCCCAACCCCAAACAGCCCCUUCACGUCAUUUGAAGAUGUCACUACCUCCUCUCUCUUCAUUGGCAGCCUCACCACAGAAGAUGACACAAAGCUGAAUCAGUAUUCAGGAGGGGAUGGAGUGAGCAAUGACCUUCCCAUGAAGACAGCCGGAACCCCGAUUCACACCGGCACCAUUGUGGGGAUAGUCCUGGCCGUCCUGCUCAUUGCAGCCAUAACCCUGACUGUGAUUUACAUCAGCAGCCACCCCACCUCCAACGCUGUAGGAAAGGUUUAUCAGCAGAGACCACACCAUUGGCCAGCCAUGAAGUUCCGAAACCACAGCAACCACACCACCUACUCGGAGGUGGAACCUGCUGGCCACGAAAAGGAGGGCUUUGUGGAGGCAGAGCAGUGCUGA
Pelodiscus sinensis (Chinese soft-shelled turtle) is the source of this 1581-nucleotide messenger RNA. The record is from RefSeq and is a predicted model, not a curated record. NCBI's taxonomy places the organism in Eukaryota, Metazoa, Chordata, Testudines, Trionychidae.